This is a messenger RNA of Osmerus eperlanus (European smelt), 932 nucleotides long. RefSeq names its product claudin 15a (gene cldn15a). The transcript is spliced from 6 exons. Bases 208 to 870 code for a protein of 220 amino acids. The record is from RefSeq and is a predicted model, not a curated record. Gene Ontology annotation, biological process: cell adhesion; bicellular tight junction assembly. Gene Ontology annotation, molecular function: structural molecule activity. Gene Ontology annotation, cellular component: plasma membrane; bicellular tight junction. NCBI's taxonomy places the organism in Eukaryota, Metazoa, Chordata, Actinopteri, Osmeriformes, Osmeridae.
CAUAGCUGGGGCUGUUAACACACUCUUUCAUUGGUAACCAGACACAAUUGUAACCAAGCAGGGGACACAGAAACUUGCCAGUCUUUAACUAUCAGAUUGAUUCAUUUUACAAUUUGAUACUUACAUUGCAGAAUUAAUUGAAAUCAGAGGAUAUAUAAAGUGUUUCAUUCUUUUUCAUUCUGAAAAACUAAAUCACCUGGAGGAAGAAUGGAUCCUAUUGUGGAAGUCGUAGCUCUGCUUCUGGGUUUUUUAGGGUGGGUGAUGGUUGGGAUAUGUUUAACCAACCGUUAUUGGAAGGUCUCCACCGUUGAUGGGAACGUCAUCACUACCUCCACCAUCUACGAGAACUUAUGGAUGUCCUGUGCCACAGACUCCACAGGAGUCCACAACUGUCGCGAGUUCCCGUCUCUGCUUGCCUUGAAUGGUUAUGUCCAGGCAUCUCGAGCCCUGAUGAUAGCUGCAAUUGUCUGUGGGACAAUUGGCCUUCUGGCGGCCAUGAUAGGAAUCCAGUGCUGUAAGGCUGCAGAAGCAAACGAGGUUCUCAAGGGAAGAAUUGCUGGUAUUGGGGGUGUAUUCUUCCUACUUCAAGGCCUUUGCACGAUGGUUUCCGUGUCAUGGUACGCCUUCAACAUCACCCAGGACUUCUUUGAUCCAUUCUAUCCUGGGACAAAGUAUGAGAUAGGAGAAGGCCUAUACAUUGGAUGGUGCUCUGCAGUGCUUGCCAUAGCUGGAGGAGCGUGUCUCACAUGCUCCUGCAAAAUGUCCACAGAAGAGAAACACUCCUACCAGCCCAGAGGCACUAUGUAUUCUGGGCCUGCGCCAACACGGAGUCAAGCUGCCAGCACCUAUGGCAGAAAUGCAUAUGUGUGAGGACCUUGUGGGUCACCAUCAUCCAUCACAAUCUAAAUCAAUGUUUUUGUAGAACUUGGAUU